GUUUCUCCCCCGUCCCAGGCAAAGAUCUUUGGUCCCGGGAGCCGCCAUCUUGGAGCGGGGAAGCGCCUGUUCGUCAGUCGGAGCGGAGUCACUCGAGGGAUGAUGUGGUUUCACGCCCGAAGGGCGGUUUAAUUUACGUCCCUGGCCUCCGCUCAGUGACUGCGACCUGGCUGGGCGGGGCUGGCGGGGAGAUAGAGCAAUGCUGGCUGCCCCGCACUGACCCCCGCCGCCCCCACAGCCUCCGGUGGCCCCGGCACCCGACCUGAUGCGGCGGUGAGGACAGGCCUGAGCCCGCCUGGAGACAAGGGCGGCAUCAACAUCGGCAGCCAAGGAUUUGGAUGUUCCAAUAGACCAUAUCCUUGCGGCCGCAGGAUGGGCAAGUGAACGGAUGUUUUACAAGUAUUACCAUAAGGAGAUUGCAGAACCUGAGCUUCAGUCAUGGGUUGCAUAAAGAGCAAAGAGGACAAAGAGCCAGCUAUGAAGUAUAAACCAGGUGACACUACUGGAACCAUUGCUGCAAAUAUUACUCAGUAUGGUCCUGAUCCCACCCAACUGACACAAUCACCAGCAUCAAAGGGACAAUCUGGUAACUUCAACAAACAUUCCAUUACACCUUUUGGUGGGUCAGCUGGUAUGGCACCAUUUGGAGGCGCUUCAUCGUCAUUUAGUAUUGUUCCGACCCAGUUUGCAAGUGGUGUUACAGGUGGCGUAACUAUUUUUGUGGCCUUGUAUGAUUAUGAAGCAAGAACAACUGAAGAUCUAUCUUUCAAAAAGGGUGAAAGAUUUCAGAUCAUAAACAAUACGGAAGGUGACUGGUGGGAAGCUCGUUCUAUCACUACGGGAAAGAAAGGUUACAUUCCUAGCAAUUAUGUGGCUCCAGCUGAUUCCAUCCAAGCAGAAGAAUGGUAUUUUGGAAAAAUGGGCCGUAAGGAUGCCGAACGAUUGCUGUUACAUACAGGAAAUCCACGCGGCACGUUCUUGGUUCGAGAGAGUGAAACCACGAAAGGUGCAUAUUCCCUUUCAAUAAGAGAUUGGGAUGAAGCAAAAGCUGACAAUGUCAAACACUACAAAAUCAGAAAGCUGGACUGUGGUGGUUAUUAUAUUACAACACGAGCACAGUUCGAGUCGCUACAGAAGCUGGUGAAACACUAUACAGAUCAUGCAGAUGGCUUAUGCCAUAGAUUAACUACUGUGUGUCCUACUGUGAAACCACAAACCCAGGGACUAGCUAAAGAUGCGUGGGAGAUUCCUCGAGAUUCCUUGCGUCUGGAAAUUAAACUUGGACAAGGUUGUUUUGGUGAAGUGUGGAUGGGAACUUGGAAUGGCACAACUAAAGUGGCAAUUAAAACACUAAAACCUGGUACCAUGUCUCCAGAAGCUUUUUUGCAAGAAGCCCAAAUUAUGAAGAGAUUGAGACAUGAUAAACUUGUACCACUGUAUGCUGUUGUUUCAGAAGAGCCAAUUUACAUUGUAACAGAAUACAUGGCAAAAGGAAGUUUACUGGAUUUUGUAAAGGAAGGUGAUGGGAAAUCAUUGAAACUUCCUCAACUUGUUGAUAUGGCUGCACAAAUUGCUGAUGGCAUGGCGUAUAUUGAACGAAUGAACUACAUCCACAGAGACCUAAGAGCAGCCAAUAUCCUUGUGGGUGACAAUCUUGUGUGUAAGAUAGCAGACUUUGGCUUAGCACGGUUGAUUGAAGACAAUGAGUAUACAGCAAGACAAGGAGCUAAAUUUCCUAUCAAAUGGACGGCCCCUGAGGCUGCUUUAUAUGGACGGUUUACAAUUAAAUCAGAUGUGUGGUCUUUUGGAAUUCUACUGAUAGAGCUGGUUACCAAGGGAAGAGUGCCAUAUCCAGGUAUGGUGAACAGGGAGGUUUUGGAGCAGGUAGACCGGGGCUAUAGAAUGCCUUGCCCUCAGGGAUGCCCAGAUUCUCUGCACGAGCUCAUGAAACAGUGUUGGAAGAAGGAUCCCGACGAAAGACCAACAUUCGAAUACAUACAAUCCUUCCUAGAAGACUACUUUACUGCUACAGAGCCCCAGUAUCAACCUGGAGAUAACCUAUAAGCCAAGUCAACUGCAGUCGGCUGUUGGUCUGCCAUGAUUCUAGGUGUCUUGCAUCUCGACACCAAACCAACACUAAGAGACCAUUUGGAAUGCCACUAUGCGGUUGCACAGAACCACUUUCUUUUUCUUGAACAUGUAUCAUUUGUCAUUGCACUUCAGGGUACUAAGGAACAUUUUUAUGAACACUAAUUGUUUUUAGGUUAAAUAUGGUGUAGGAUCAACAGCCCUUGUUUUUUAAAUGUGAAGAGAUACAAUCAUGUAAAACACUAAUCUAAAUAUUAACUAGAAUCCACUAUUUUUGAUGAGGAGUAAGUCUUUAACUUUUUAGACAAUUGAUACAGCAGUUUGAUGGACCUCCAGCGACGAAAUGAGUCCAGGUCUUUUUAAAUGUUGAGUGAGUGCAAGCGUUAAUCUAGUUUGGCAGACCUCAGUAAUCAGAUGACUGUGAGCGAGAGUAUUGCACUGUGUUCAAUACUUCUACUGAUGUAACUGGAAAUGCAGCAUGAGAUUUUAAAUUUUAUAUAUAGUUUGAGUUUAAUUCAGAAAUACAGGAAAAUAAUGAAAAUGUUUUGUAACUGUUUAUGAACUAAACUACAAUCUUUUAAACUUGAAAAUCAUGUAAUAUUAGCUUCUUGGAAAUAGGUAUAGGGUGCUUUUUGAUUUUUUUUUUGGGAAAGAUUAAUUUCAGUAAAACAAAUUUCCAUUAGUAAAGGGCUUGGUAUUUAAGGAUGUAGCUUAUUUCUGCUCAACGAAAUAAGAAAUCUUAAGCAAAGUAUCUAACGUGUGGAUUCAGGCAUAUCAGGCAAUAAUGAACGCAGUGUUAUUGCUACAAUAGUGUUACAGUGACCAAGGUAGAAAUGUCUAUCAUAUCUGAACAGCAACACUAAGUUCAUCAUGGAUAAAUAAAAUUAAAUGCUGGAUCUACUCAGCAGUUCAUUAAGUUUAUUAUGCACUGUGGGAGUAACGCUGACAUUUAGUCAUGACAUUAUCAGCACUGAGGCACAAUUCCAUGAAGGUGAGCAACAGCAUUUUCAUAUAAUUUUAACUUCGAAAUGUUUACAGGUCUUUUUGUGGAAAUUUUUUACAGAGCAUACAGUGCCCUCCAUAAUGUUUAGGCCAAAGACCCAUCAUUUAUUUAUUUGCCUCUGUUCUCCACAAUUGUAAUUUGUAAUAGGUUAAAGUACACAUUGUCAGAUUUUAAUAAAGGCCGUUUUUAUAUAUUUUGCGUUCACCGUGUAGAAAUUACAGCAGUGUUUAUACAUAGUCCCCCCAUUUCAGGGCACCAUAAUGUUUGGGACACAACAAUGUCAUGUAAAUGAAAGUAGUCAUGUUUAGUAUUUUGUUGCAAAUCAUUUGCAUGCAAUGACUGCUUGAUGUCUGCGAUUCAGGGACAUCACCAGUUGCUGGGUGUCAUCUCUGGUGAUGCUCUGCCAGGCCUGUAUUGCAUCCAUCUUUAGCUUAUGCUUGUUUAGGGGGCUAGUUCCCUUCAGUUUUCUCUUCAGCAUAUAAAAGGCAUGCUCAAUUGGGUUCACUUGGGAUUGACUUGGCCACUGAAGAAUUGGCCAUUUUUUAGCUUUGAAAAACAUUGUUGUUUUAGCAGUAUGUUUGGGAUAAUUGUCUUGCUGAACCGCCGGCCAAUGAGUUUUGAGGCAUUUGUUUGAACUUGAGCAGAUAGGAUGUGUCUACACUUUAGAAUUCAUUAUGCUAUUACUAUCAGCAGUUGUAUCAUCAAUGAAGGUAAGUGAGCCAGUACCUUCAGCAUGCCCAGGCCAUAACACCCCCACCACCGUGUUUCAUAGAUUAGCUGGUAUGCUUUGGAUCUUGGGCAGUUCCUCCUCUCCUCCAUACAUUGCUCUUGCCAUCACUCUGAUAGAAGUUAAUCUUUGUCUCAUCUGACCACAAGACCUUUUUCCAGACCUGUGGUUGCUCUUUUAAGUACUUCUUGGCAAACUGUAACCUGGCCAUCCUAUUUUUGCAGCUAACCAGUGGUUUGCAUCUUGCAGUGUAGCCUCUGUAUUUCUGUUCAUGAAGUCUCUGGACAGUGGUCAUUGACAAAUCCACACCUGACUUCUAAAAGUGUUUCUGGUCUGUUGGACAGGUGUUUGGGGAUUUUUCUUUAUUAUAGAGAGAAUUAUAAACAGCUGUAAUUUCUACAUGCUGAAACAAAUGAAUAAAAAUACCCUUUAAUAAAAUCUGAUAAUGUGCACUUUAACCACAUGUGAUUGUUUCUAUUACAAAUCUCAAAUUGUGGAGUGCAGAGGCAAAUAAAUAAAUCAUGGAUCUUUGUCCCAAACAUUAUGGAGGGCAUUGUAUCUUCUUAAUCAGUGCCAUCACUUGUACAUUUUUUCCUUCAAUAUAUUUUGUGAUAGUUUUAAAUCUGUAUGAAAUCAUAGAAUCUUUUUUUUUUUUUCUCUCUUCGUAAUAUUUUUGAAAAUAACCAAGCCUAUGUGUUUGUUUUCUGUAUUAAUUCCAGAUCUCCUUUGCCAGAAAACUUUCUGGUGAUUAUUUUCAUUAAUGGACUGAAUCAUUCCUGUAACAACAUUUGUACAGUAAAUAAACACUAAUUUCUGUUACUACUUUAUCAAGAAAAAA
Messenger RNA from Amblyraja radiata (thorny skate), 4656 nucleotides. It is a transcript of the gene yes1, whose product is annotated as YES proto-oncogene 1, Src family tyrosine kinase. Gene Ontology annotation, molecular function: protein binding; protein tyrosine kinase activity; ATP binding. NCBI's taxonomy places the organism in Eukaryota, Metazoa, Chordata, Chondrichthyes, Rajiformes, Rajidae. The coding region runs from base 439 to 2064 and encodes 541 amino acids. Gene Ontology annotation, biological process: protein phosphorylation. The transcript is spliced from 13 exons. The record is from RefSeq and is a predicted model, not a curated record.